AUGCAGAUUCUGAUUCGUGGAGACGCGGAGACUUUCGUGUAUGAAGCAGAGCCGGAGCAACUCAUCAAGCAUGUCAAGGAGUUCGUCAGUGCCAAGACACAGAUCGACGCCGCUGAUUUGUUGCUGACUUGCGAAGGCGCCCCCUGCAAUGACGAAGACGUUAUCCCGAGUGGCCCACUUGUUUUCAAUGUGGACAAGCAAGAAAAGAAGAAGCAGAAGACGGGCCGCGCUAAGCGUCGCAUGCAAUACAACCGUCGGUUCGUGAACGUUGUCCAAUCCUUUGGCCGCAAGAAGGGCCCGAACUCAAAUUCUUAG
This is a messenger RNA of Notodromas monacha, 315 nucleotides long. The record is from the annotation of a GenBank genome assembly. Lineage: Eukaryota; Metazoa; Arthropoda; Ostracoda; Podocopida; Cyprididae.